Messenger RNA from Durusdinium trenchii, 2751 nucleotides. NCBI's taxonomy places the organism in Eukaryota, Dinophyceae, Suessiales, Symbiodiniaceae. The record is from the annotation of a GenBank genome assembly.
AUGAUGGACAAAGCCUCGCAGACCGCAUCUGCGAAUGAACCGGAGAACAGCAACAUACAACCUCAGUCUGAAGAAACUGAGUUUGGAGAUGAGAAGCUGAUUCCCCCGGGCACCGACUCAAGGGAGAUCAAGACCGGAAGAUGUGAAAACCUAGGGGACCCGCUCAGACUGGCUGGAGUUGCUCAAGCAUUGGAAGGGCCAUGUGAAGCCUCAUUUAGCCAUGCCGAAUCAAAGGAAGCACCCCGAUUGGCAAUUCAGGACAUCCCAGCCACACGGAGGAAGAGAGGUGGCCAAAACAUUCGCUGCGUUCACUCAUUUACAGCCAAGAAUGGUAGCACCUACUACUAUGCGACAUCCAGCUUUCUAUGUGUGCGUAUGCAGACAACAACAUGUUGUGAUUUGCCCACGGCCCUGGAAUUCGUGGUUGUACUGGCCGCUGUUAAGGAGCGGGUGUUGCGAAGACCAGACUGCAACUUACUGGAUCGAAUUCAAGUAGCGUUGGAGGAAUCUCUUCGUGAACAUGGUAAGACCCAGGAGCAGAUGGGCUUGCGUUUUUUCAUUGUAUUAUGGAACACUUUUUGGUUUGGCCGAAGACAAGUGGUCUCUCCCUGCUUUCGAAAAAUCAGCGAUUUGGUUGAAGCGCACAAUCGCUUGAGCGAACUCAGUCUUGUGAACCGCAAGGGUGGAAGGAACCGGAUCUUUGCCUUGUGUGAAGAGCAAUGGGACAAGUCAGGCGUGCUGCUGUGGAAACAGUUCACGGAUGUUUUUAGAAGCAUUUGUGCAACAAGCAAGACUCCUCGGGCCCACAAAACAAUGGCGAAGCUUUUGCGCAUCCACUCUGCCAACUCCGAAUAUCGUGCCAAAUGCUUUUCUGUUUGGGAAAAUUGGCGCAUGUCACUUGAGGAUGGACAUGACCAGAGGCAGCUAAACGGAGCCCACCGGCGAGAGCGCAUGGGAAUGCGGAGAGAGUUGAAGGCCAUGAGAAAUGAAGACUGUCUCCGGAGAUCAAAGCGGCAAUUGAACCGUCAGGAACGUGAGCAGCGCUGCCUCACUCGGUUGCAUCAACUCGUCCGGCAGUGGCAAAGGCUGUUGGACGCUGCCGCACGCCGCGAAGAUGCUCGAGAGCGGCGCAGUGCGUUGCGGCAGAAUCGUGGGAGGUAUGGAGAUAGCAACACAGGCCGAUCCUAUCGUUUGCUUUCCGCCAAAGCAUUGGGUUUGGUGGAGGUGCUGGUCAGUGAGAACAGACAAAUUGCCUACGUAAGUGCCGUUGGUCUCGGCUUCGUCGGCUUCGCCCUGCUCAGCGCCAUCGCGGGGAGUCUCAACUUUAUCGGUUCGCUCGGCCGAUCUCAUGGAGUCCGCGGAGCUCGUAGCCCUGUGGCGAUGAAGGCGAGCAAAGAGCUUGGUACUUAUGCUGAGAUCAAGUGGGGAGGAGCUCGACCUCCCAAGGAAUAUGUGGAGGAGAUGAAGAGGUUAGAAGCUCGCAGGAAGAAGAAAUUCCUGCGCUCCAUCACGGACGGUAUUUUGAACCAGACCCUUUGGCUCAGUUUUGCUGCUACACCAGAAGCAACAGCAAGCCGUUUCGGCAUUGAUGAGCGUUUUAUUGCUUACCUGGCGGUUCUCUGCAACGCAGUCUAUGUCCCUGGCAGCUGGCUGUGCACAUGGCUAUUGCGAAGUCAUGGCCUGGCCAAGGUCAUGGGAGUAGCUUGUUGGUUGCAACUGGUUGGUGGCUUCUUACGCUGGCUCUCAGAUCUGCUGCUUCGCCCCCUCUCAGGGCCCUUGGGAUUUCUGGGUCUCUUCUGCGGCCAAGGUAUCGCGGCGGUUGCUUCGCCUUUGAUCAUGAACACCCCAGCUGUUUUUGCAGAUGCUUGGUUUGGAAAACGAGAACGCGAGGGUGUAUUGGCUGCUGGUGCUUUGUCGCCCAUUUUUGGACAGGGCUUGGGCUCUGCACUGGCAGGUUUCAUUGUGACAGGUCCAGAGGCCGAAGGCACUAAAACACUGCUCGCAGGGCAGGCAAUCUUUAGCCUUGUACUUGCCAUAUGGACCCUGAACCAAUUCAUGGAUUCUCCCCGUGCUGGUGUUGCACUGAGUGCAGCUGGCAGCUCCCUCCGCGAGACUUUGCAGCUUCUGUGUCGCCCCCACUUCUUUUUGCUUUUGGUAAUCUUCAUUUGCGGCAUGGCCUUGGCUGCGUCAACCUUGACACUCUUUGGUGAUAUUGCCAGCGGCUGCGGCUACACUUCUACUGAAGCUGGUCUUGCGAGUGGGCUGUUCAUGAUAGGAGGAGUGCUUGGCUCUCUUGGAACUGGAUAUGUCUUGGGAGUAACACGAGCUUAUCGGACCAUCCUGCGCUGUGCUAUUCUGUCGGCAGUGUCAUUUGGAUGCCUUUUUCUUCUCAUGCUCCGUCCUAACAAUCUUGUUGGUCUCUUGAUUACAGUGACCUUCUUUGGCACCUUCAUGAUGAGUUCGCUGCCUGCAUUGCUCUCAAAUGCGGUAGAAGAGACUUACCCGACACCCCCAGAGAUCUCGACCACUCUACUCUUUAAUUCAGCCAUUCUUAUGCAGGUGUUCUUUACCCCGCUGGUGCAAUUCAUCUUAAACCAGGAUGACGACUGUGCGUCUUGGGGAUCCAAGUACAGUUCUUUCAAUAUUUAUUGUGGGCUCUUUGGCUGUUUACUGCCUGCCAUUCUUUACUGUGGCAAGAGCAAUCGGAUGUUGGCCGAGAACGAAGAGGAAGCUUCUUUCACCGGAGGCUAG